CAGCGCCGAGCUCACUUCUCAGCCAAUCGCCGAGCGACACACUGCCCGCUGUGUCCGACACUGCCCGUCACAUGACCCUCAGCCAGUAGGCCAUAUUUGACAGUGAGCUGUCUAGUUUAGUGAGAGAGUGUGUGAGCUAGUGCCGAGCAAUUCGUGUUGUGCCCCGUGGUCGUGUAAAUACCUCAAAACAAAGUCAAAAUGGAAAACUCACCGAUCUACUCUCCCUUCUUCGGAGUGAUGGGCGCUGCGUCGGCCAUCGUUUUCAGCUCCCUAGGAGCUGCCUAUGGCACAGCAAAGUCCGGCACUGGUAUUGCUGCCAUGUCAGUAAUGAGACCAGAACUUAUUAUGAAGUGUAUCAUUCCUGUUGUCAUGGCGGGUAUCAUUGCCAUCUACGGGUUAGUCGUGGCAGUCCUGAUUGCUGGUGGCUUGAAUGAGCCUCCAAAUUACUCACUAUUCAAGGGCUUCCUUCAUUUGGGAGCUGGCCUCGCUGUAGGCUUCAGUGGUCUUGCUGCCGGCUUUGCCAUUGGUAUUGUUGGUGAUGCUGGUGUGCGAGGGACAGCCCAGCAGCCCCGUCUCUUCGUCGGUAUGAUCCUUAUCCUCAUUUUCGCUGAGGUCUUGGGUCUGUACGGUCUCAUUGUUGCCAUCUACCUCUACUCCAAAAAUUAAGAAACUUCAUGUGCCCUGGUCUUCUGUACUUCAAGAAAGAGAAGAAUACCCAGCCUUGGAUUUCUUCUUGUUUUUGAUUUAUCUUUCUUGUUUUGGGUCCCUCGCUUGUGAUAAGCUGGGAAAUUUGGCGGGCAGUGCCGAAAUGUGUCCCCAACUGGGCGAAACCCACCAUUCAUAAAAGUAUUCACAUUAGUCUUAGUUUAUUUUCUGAACAAAAGAAAGACAGAGUUCCGGAAGUAUUCAGCUCCAGGAUUUUUUUUCUUACAAAGGCUGAAUAUUGUAGCACAAUUAUUUUUAUUUUUUUAAAAUAUUUAAAAAAUAAUAGGUGGUUUUAAAACGGCUCACUGUACUUUUGAAGCGUAUAUUGUUUUGUACUAAAUUAUGCUUGCCCCAGCAACAGAAAAGAAAAUGUCUAGCUUGAAAGGUGUUGAUCGCUUGCUUCGCAGCAGACAUUGUGGAGGGCUAGUAUUAUUUGAUAUUACAAUUGUCUCAUAUCAUUCUGUCCCUUUCUCUCCUUCUUUCUCUGUUCUGUUAUAUACUGCUCCUGGGGAGUAGUUUGUUUGUCUUGUGUAAAUAUUAUUUUAAAAUUUGAAUUUUUAGUCGGGAGGGAAAGGGUUUCUUUCUCCCUUUCAAGCUACUCAUUUUGGUCGUUCUGUCAGCCAGGCCUACCACAAGGAGUUGAGUUCUCUUUUUGUAGGGUUUUCUGAAUCAGUCAUAACCAAUUAUUGACAAUGUCUACCAAUUAACUAUUGAUGUAGGUAGUACUUACCCCUGGUUGAUGUUAAAUAGUACAACAAUGUACCUUCUGCUUGAUUUGGUGUCAUCUAUCACUUAAAAAAUUAUUUUCAAGGCAGCUUGUAGAUUCUAUCAACAGUCAGUUUUGGACGCCUUUUAUUGGAUUUUAAAAUUUUGUCUGAAUAUAUAAGCCAUUUGGUAUUAACUGCUGUAUUAAAAUUUUAUGUGAGGUUUUAGUCUGUUGGUAGUUGUAGUAUUGUUACCAGUUAGUCAGGGGUGGGUACAGUGUUGUUUAAAGUGAAUACUAGAUGAUAAUUUGUACAUUCCAAUGAGUGUCUAUCAUUCUUCAAAUGCAAUUUAAGUCAGGAAGAUGAAAUAUGAGUAUAUAUGUAAACAUAUACUGUAUAAUACUUAAGUCACCCUUGGUAAUUUUAGUGGUUCAUCUGUCAUUGAUACAUCAUUUCACUGUUAGGUCAAAGUUAAAGGCGGCUGAGUGCUGCAUAUACUGCCCCUCGCUUGAACUGCACAACCCUAAUAAAUUGUAUAAAUGUAUCCCAUAUUGUAAUUAUUGGCAUUGCCUUUUGCUGGAUAUUUCCUUAAGUGAUCAUGUCUGUUAUCUUCCCCUAUAAAUGGGCUGCUAUGUAAAUGUGAAUCAAGGUUUCUUGACGAAGGAUUUUCUUGAUUUAAGCUAAAUAGAUUUUAUUUUGUCCUUUAAACUUUGUGCAAUAGAGCUGUGUUGUGAAAGCUAUUGUGUUUCUAAACACAUGGGGCUUAAAAAUUUUCCCAUUUAAUUACAUAACUGAAAUAAAUUUGCAAGGGUCUUGCGUUGUGAGGUCCAUGCUAUCAGUAGGUUUGGUUCCAAAUAUUUAGGCAUUUUAUUUUCCUGUGUUCAGUGUGAGUGGGAGUUUUGGGCAUCAGUCCUCUUGCUGUGUCACUUGUUUUAGAAAGUAUGUUGGCUUGUUGUAUGAUUUGUUUGAAAUUGUGUGUUAAGAGUUUACGAUUAUAGCAUUUCAGUGAGGGAAACCCUUUUCAACAGUUGAUCGUUUUUCCGGUGUAUAAAAUAGCAUGUCUGUUAUCUGUGUAUGAAUGAUAUUAAGAAGGAAAUAAAUGAAAUAGAACUGAA
Thrips palmi is the source of this 2524-nucleotide messenger RNA. RefSeq names its product V-type proton ATPase 16 kDa proteolipid subunit. Gene Ontology annotation, cellular component: proton-transporting V-type ATPase, V0 domain. The record is from RefSeq and is a predicted model, not a curated record. Gene Ontology annotation, molecular function: proton-transporting ATPase activity, rotational mechanism. The coding region runs from base 199 to 666 and encodes 155 amino acids. Gene Ontology annotation, biological process: proton transmembrane transport. The transcript is spliced from 3 exons. NCBI's taxonomy places the organism in Eukaryota, Metazoa, Arthropoda, Insecta, Thysanoptera, Thripidae.